Molecule: messenger RNA, 1848 nt
Organism: Mesitornis unicolor (brown roatelo)
Lineage: Eukaryota; Metazoa; Chordata; Aves; Mesitornithiformes; Mesitornithidae
Gene: CPZ
Product: carboxypeptidase Z
Exons: 10
Coding region: 73-1848 (591 amino acids)
Biological process (GO): proteolysis
Molecular function (GO): zinc ion binding; metallocarboxypeptidase activity; protein binding
Source: RefSeq, a predicted model, not a curated record
CAAACUGUGCAGAAAGCAAAAUGUGCGGACAUUGCCUUAAGUUCUUGUACUGAUGUUGCCUAUACUCAAACCAUGUAUCCUAAUUUUCUGGAUCAGAAGUCUCGAGAAGUGAUUGAAUACAGCUCUGAGUACAUCCUCAUCAGCGUGCUGCACAACUUGCUCCAGGGAGAAUGCAAUCCGGACCUGAGGCUCCUGGGCUGCUCAGUGCUGGCUCCGCAGUGUGAAAAGGACAAAGUUAUAAAGCCCUGCAGGCAUGUUUGUGAAAACCUGAAAAAAAAUUGUCUCCCUGCUUUUGAUGCAAUAGACAUGGCUUGGCCCUACUUCUUAGACUGUGACCGCUUUUUUGCUGGAGAAGAAGAGGGGUGCUUUGACCCACUGGCAAAGCUGCGAGAAGUAAAUGUUGAGGAAGACUUGCCUCCAGACUUACCAGCAACUUUUAUUCAGUUCAAACACCAUUCAUAUUCCCAAAUGGUGAGCAUGUUGAAGAAGACAGCUUCUAAAUGCUCCCAUAUUGCAACAACUUACAGCAUAGGUCGCAGUUUUGAAGGGAAGGAUCUUUUUGUGAUUGAAUUUUCAACCAAGCCUGGACACCAUGAACUACUCAAGCCAGAGUUUAAAUACAUUGGCAACAUGCACGGAAAUGAAGUUGUGGGGAAAGAACUGCUGAUAUACCUCGCACAGUAUCUGUGUUCAGAGUAUCUUCUUGGGAACCCUCGCAUCCAGACCUUGAUUAAUAAUACCAGAAUUCACCUCCUACCUUCACUCAACCCUGAUGGAUAUGAACUGGCUGCAGAAGAGGGAGCUGGUUACAAUGGAUGGGUCAUUGGACGACAGACAGCUCAGAACUUGGACCUGAACAGAAAUUUCCCUGAUUUGACGUCUGAGGCUUACAGAAGAGCUGGGAUUCAUGGGGCCCGCCUUGACCACAUCCCCAUUCCACAAUCCUACUGGUGGGGUAAGGUGGCCCCUGAGACGAAAGCAGUCAUGAAGUGGUUGAGGUCUAUCCCAUUCGUGCUUUCUGCCAGCCUCCAUGGGGGUGAGCUGGUUGUGACCUAUCCUUACGACUAUUCAAGGCAUCCUAUGGAAGAAAAAAUGUUCUCCCCUACACCAGAUGAGAAGAUGUUUAAACUGCUGGCUAAAGCCUACGCUGAUGCACAUCCAGUCAUCUCGGACCGAUCUGAACUUCGUUGUGGUGGAAAUUUUGUAAAACGCGGAGGUAUUAUAAAUGGUGCUGAAUGGUACAGCUUCACUGGAGGUAUGGCAGAUUUUAAUUACCUUCACACAAAUUGCUUUGAAGUUACUGUGGAGGUAGGAUGCGAAAAGUUUCCUUUGCAGGAAGAGUUGUUUACAAUCUGGCAUGAAAACAGAGAUGCCCUUCUGAAUUACAUGGAAAUGGUUCAUCGGGGUAUAAAAGGAAUUGUGUCUGAUAAGUUUGGCAAUCCAAUAAAAAAUGCUCGUAUUUCAGUCAGGGGCAUCCAGCAUGAUGUCACCACAGCUGCUGAUGGAGACUACUGGCGGCUCCUGCCUCCAGGGACAUACAUAAUCACUGCCCAAGCACCGGGAUACAGCCGGGUGAUUAAGAGAGUCACCCUUCCUCUCAAGAUGAAACGGGCCGGACGCGUUGACUUCGUGUUGCGACCUGUUGAGGCUUGGCCCAACAAGCUCCUCCGCCGGUCAAUGGAAGACGUGUACGACCCAUACGACCCGCUGGAACUUUUUGACCCUCAUGCCCAACACAGGCAGCCCGAGGCUCGAGGAGGAUCAUUGGGCAGGGAGAAGCCUUGGUGGUGGUCUUACUUCAGUUCUCUAGACCUGCACAAACCUCUAUGGCUGCUCAAGCAGCGCUGA